AUGGAAGUGGACAUUCUUGAUAUCGAUAUGAGUUGUCAAAAGAAGAAUGACAUCAACGAAAAAUAUUUCUUAAAUCAUUUAGUGUUGCAGAGCAAUGGAACACGCAAAGAAAACUCGUCCCAAAUACCCUGUUUGAAAGUGUUCAAGAAGUACUUGAUAGUUCUAGGGCAGUAUUCCUACCAAACAGAACUGAGUCACAAGGUUAUUAUCACUGUGAUAGUUGGCUGUGUAAUGAGCCUUCUUAUCCCUGCAAUACUGCAGUUUUUUUCGUCACUUCGCGAGAACGACAUUGAUACGGCGAUGGAUUGCAUUCCAGUUUCCGUCUCGGUGAUAAAUUCUAUGAUAAAGAUACUGAAUCACAACAUUUACAGGAAGAAGUUUGAAAACAUAUUCGAACGCAUGACUCGACUGUGGGAGAUCGCUGAGGUCAAUGGAGAAUUGCAGAUUUUGAAAGAAGUCAUUGACGAAGGCAGUCAAAUGGGCACUUUGUAUAGAAGUAGUUUGUGGAUAUUUGUGUCACUUUUUCUCUGCAUACCUCUCUCUUCCUUCGCGUUGGACAUCAUAGUACCCUUAAAUGAAAGUCGACCCAGAGUAUCGCUCUUUAAACUAAAUUACAUCAUGGAUAUGGAAGAUCACUUUUACAUAGUGUAUUUACACUCAGCCUGCUGCGCUCUGAACGUUGUGUUAAUUGUAACCACUAUGGAUUCGUUGUACAUGGUUAUUAUACAUUAUUCCUGUGGAUUGUUCGCCCUAUGCGGAUAUCAGAUUCAGAAAGUGGCGGAGGACAUGGACCUAAAUUCGGAUAAUACCAGAAUAAGUAGUGUCAAGUACGAGCGACUUAAACGUUGUGUGAAGACCCAUUACGAAGCCAUCAAGUUUUACGAAUAUAUGGAGGAGAGUACUCGGAUCGGCUACCUGUUUCAAGUGGGAUUUAAUAUGAUUGGUAUAACAGCAACAGCCGUUCAAGCUGUUGCAAACUUCGAUAGACCAGCCGAAGCUUUCCGCAUUGUCAUGUUCCUGUGUGGACAACAGUUCCAUCUGUACGCCCUAAGUUUGCCUGGCCAAGAGCUGAUGGAUCGCAGCGCAGGUUUAAUUGACGCUAUAUACUCUUCUAAAUGGUACCAGACACCAAUCAAAUUCCAGAGAGUACUUGAAAUAAUGCAAAUCAGGUGCAGUAGGCCAUGUAAACUGACAGCGGGAGGAUUAUACGAAAUGAACAUCGAAAAUUUCGGAUCGAUGAUUAAGACCUGUGUGUCAUAUUUUACGGUCCUGCUAUCACUGAGGGGCUGA
Megachile rotundata (alfalfa leafcutting bee) is the source of this 1290-nucleotide messenger RNA. RefSeq lists its product as uncharacterized. Lineage: Eukaryota; Metazoa; Arthropoda; Insecta; Hymenoptera; Megachilidae. The record is from RefSeq and is a predicted model, not a curated record. Gene Ontology annotation, molecular function: olfactory receptor activity; odorant binding. Gene Ontology annotation, biological process: detection of chemical stimulus involved in sensory perception of smell; sensory perception of smell. Gene Ontology annotation, cellular component: plasma membrane.